Paraglomus occultum is the source of this 334-nucleotide messenger RNA. Lineage: Eukaryota; Fungi; Glomeromycota; Glomeromycetes; Paraglomerales; Paraglomeraceae. The record is from the annotation of a GenBank genome assembly.
CGAUCUUCACUCGACAUCUACAUUCGCCAUCCCAAACCCUCAAGCCUUUUCGUUAUCUUCCGUCUCCUCUUCCUCUUCAACUACACCUCUCUCGACAUCCGCAUUUGAUUCUGACUCCAUGUUAAUCGACGAAAUACCACUCUUUAUGAAUCCGAGUGCGAUCGAUUCAUUCAACGCAAACCCAAACCAAUUCCAUCAUAAUCGCGGAGAAGUCUUACCACCGUUCAUGACAGGACGAAAUGCUGCAACCGCUGGCGUUGUCAGAGGAGGCACGGUGACUGGUACGAGAGAGAAGAUUAUCAGAGUUGGUGGGUUUGGUGGUCACAUGGUUUAG